Messenger RNA from Annulohypoxylon truncatum, 792 nucleotides. Its product is annotated as ETC complex I subunit conserved region-domain-containing protein. The record is from RefSeq and is a predicted model, not a curated record. Lineage: Eukaryota; Fungi; Ascomycota; Sordariomycetes; Xylariales; Hypoxylaceae. The transcript is spliced from 3 exons. Bases 119 to 748 code for a protein of 209 amino acids. Gene Ontology annotation, biological process: electron transport chain.
CCUAAGUCGCCUUAAUUCAAUAUUUCUUAUACUUUAAGCUAUUUCAACUUCCCUCAACUCGCCAUCUACAUCGACCCGCCAUUACUGUACCCGGAGGGCUUUGACACUCAGACAAAAGAUGGCUUCUCUCCGGUCCCAGGCGACGGCAGCGACGCUGUUACGGAGUGCGCGGUUGGUCCCGAGCAGACAAGCUCUGGCGAUGGCGCAGAGACGAUUCAAAUCCGACGACCCGACGACAUCCCUCACCAAAUCCGACCAACCCACUCUUCCCGUAGAGAAACCCCGCAAUGCGCCUGAUUACGGUGUCCACAUCGACAGGGCGACAUCCACAUUCACUCCAGUACCGAAGCAAGUAAUGGACGGCAGCGAAGAUCACGAUAUCCUCCCAGCGGCCGUGCUUUCCGGCGCUCCGAUCGAGCUACAGGCCAGAGCUGUCCGCAUUUACCAACCUAGCAAGCCCGCCACGCAGUCCGGAACCUGGGGCGCUCAUCACUGGAGGAUGGAUUGGGACAUUCUGUCCAAAGGCCACCGAUGGGAGAACCCCUUGAUGGGAUGGCAAUCGUCCGGCGACUUCAUGCAAGGCACCAAGCUAGAGUUUAAGAGCAAGGAAGAUGCCAUCGCUUUCGCCGAGAAGCAGGGCUACGAAUACUUCGUACAAGAGCCGAACGAGCGGGCUUUCACACCUAAAGCCUAUGCCAACAAUUUCUUAUAUUCGCCCAAGAAGCUUAAGCACAUCCGAACUAAAUAGAUCCACGGCAAUGGAGAAUAUGAAUGAACUUGGGGAAAACAACA